UAAGGAAUCACGUGGUCUCCUUACGUCAGCCUGUCGAUUUGGCGUCACACCAGAGGGAACAGCAAAAGAACAAGAUGGAGGAAUAUGCCAGAGAACCCUGCCCCUGGAGGAUCGUUGACGAUUGUGGGGGAGCCUUCACCAUGGGAGCGAUUGGAGGAGGAAUCUUUCAGGCUGUCAAGGGCUUCAGAAAUGCACCCUCAGGUAUGAACCACAGAAUGAGAGGAAGCAUGACUGCCAUCAAGACCAGAGCUCCACAACUUGGAGGAAGCUUUGCAGUUUGGGGAGGCCUCUUCUCCAUGAUUGACUGUGGUUUAGUACAAGUAAGAGGGAAGGAGGAUCCUUGGAACUCUAUUACGAGUGGGGCCAUAACAGGGGCCAUCCUUGCUGCAAGAAAUGGUCCAGUAGCCAUGGUGGGCUCUGCAGCCAUGGGAGGAAUCCUGCUGGCAUUGAUAGAGGGUGCUGGAAUCUUGCUUACUAGAUUUGCCUCAUCACAAUUCCCAACUGGGCCCCAGUUUGCUGAGGAACCGGCCCCUGCUCCCAUGGCCGCCCCUUCCUUUGGAGACUACAGACAAUACCAGUGAGAGGACUCACUUCUUAUCCUCUAGGCCUUUUUGAAUUCCUUGCUGAAGUUACAAAGAAGAAAUGGAGAUGUAAAGUACCCACACAUCUGAGAAUAGCAACUGCAGCCAACUUUAUGGACCGUGUCAGAAGUGAAGGACAAAGUACAUGUUCAUUUUCCUCCUUUCAAGAGCCAUGUACAGAUCUGUCUUGUGCCAUUGUACGCCUUGUCAUGUGCAUCUGUUUCACCCAACACUGGUUAAAUACAAACACGUGGUGAGACUGGAGACAAGGUGUGUUUUUCUGUUGUCUUCAUAUACGUCAUGUACUGCAUGUAGACCAACAAGUGGGAGCUCCACAUUGACAAAUUUCCUUAAGACAUAGUUGUAAUCAAGCAAAAACACCCCACAUGCGCAACAUUAUGAAUUAUGAGUAAUGUUAUACCCCGUUGUGUGUGUGUAUAUAUAUACGGUAAAGGCUCUACUUGUAUUCCCUUAUAGUUUCAUUUGCCUUUAAAUAUGUCACUGCUUGGGCUGGCCACAUUCAUUUGGCUGGAUUUUUUUGGGGGGGGGGGGAUUUCGAUUCUUGAAGGCAAAUACCAGUCACAAUGCUAUUCCUGGAAAAAUAGGUUUUGAUUUUAUUUAUUUAUUUUUUUGAGAUUUGAGAGUUUUACCAGAAUGUUCUAUUUUAUAUUAGAGUGCUUUUACAUCCAACACAAUUGUUUGUGAAAGCCUGGUAAUGAUUGAGGGUGGCAUAGGCAGUACGAAUGGAACGGAGAAACUCAAGCAAGGGGUUGCAUACUGUUUGAAAACUGUAUGAUAGAUUAUAGUAUGGUACAUUAAAGAAAUACCUUGUUA
Pungitius pungitius (ninespine stickleback) is the source of this 1415-nucleotide messenger RNA. RefSeq names its product translocase of inner mitochondrial membrane 17 homolog A (yeast) (gene timm17a). Gene Ontology annotation, cellular component: mitochondrial inner membrane; TIM23 mitochondrial import inner membrane translocase complex. The record is from RefSeq and is a predicted model, not a curated record. Lineage: Eukaryota; Metazoa; Chordata; Actinopteri; Perciformes; Gasterosteidae. Bases 75 to 581 code for a protein of 168 amino acids. Gene Ontology annotation, molecular function: transmembrane protein transporter activity. The transcript has 6 exons. Gene Ontology annotation, biological process: protein import into mitochondrial matrix.